UUAAAUUUAAGUAGAAACAAUCUUGACAGAAGUAUUCCCGUUGAGAUCGGCAAGCUUCAAUCUCUUCAAGUUCUUGAUCUGAGUCAAAAUUUGCUUACGGGAGGAAUACCUAGACAACUUGGGCUCUUGCAAAGAUUGGAAGCACUCAAUCUCUCCCACAAUCAGCUCUCGGGUUUAAUUGCGUCGACCUUUGAGGAUAUGGCAAGCUUGACUUCCAUCGACAUAUCGUAUAAUGAGUUGGAAGGUCCUUUGCCAAACAUUCCAGCCUUUCGCAAUGCUACAAUUGAAGUUGUGAGAGGGAAUAAAGGCUUGUGUGGAUUUAUUGCCGGUCUCAAUCCCUGUACAGCAACAAUAUCCACACGCAAAAACAAAAUUAAAAAGUUGCUGCUAAUUUUGAUUCCUACUUUAGGAUGCCUACUUACUUUGUUUCUUGUUGUGAGAGCUUCAAGUACUUUAUGCCGAAGAGUAAGGAAAACAGAGGCUAGUCUGGUUGAUGGAAGCAAUGAAAACCCGUGGGCAAUAUGGAGCUUUGAUGGAAGAAUGGUUUAUGAGAACAUUAUUGAAGCCACAGAGGAGUUUGAUGCCAAAUAUUGCAUUGGUGUCGGAGGACAAGGGUGUGUUUACAAGGCCCAGUUACAAACAGGUGAGACUAUUGCUGUAAAGAAACUUAAGGAAGCACUAGACGUUGAAAUGGUGGGUCGAAAAGCAUUCGAAAGGGAGAUUCAUGCAUUGACUGGGGCUCGGCAUCGCAAUAUUGUUAAGCUAUAUGGCUUUUGCUCCUGUUCUCGACAUUCAUUUUUGGUGUAUGAGUUCUUGGAAUCUGGUAGCUUGAAGGAUGUAUUGAGCAACGAAGAGAGGAUAACAAGAUUUGAUUGGAAUAAGAGAGUGAAAGUUGUUAAAGGUGUGGCUCAUGCUUUGUCCUACAUGCACCAUGAAUGCUCACCUCCUAUAAUUCAUCGAGACAUAUCGAGCAAGAACAUUUUACUAGAUGAAGAAUAUGAAGCUCAUGUUUCUGAUUUUGGCAUGGCUAAAGUUCUAAAUCCUUAUGCCUCUAAUUGGACUUCCUUUGGAGGCACCUUUGGAUAUGCAGCUCCAGAACUUGCAUACACAAUGAAACCGAACGAGAAAUGCGAUGUCUAUAGCUUCGGAGUGGUGACAUUGGAAGUAAUUAUGGGAAGACACCCGGGCGAUCUCAUAUCAUCUCUUGCGUCCUCAUCAUCAUCAUCGUCAAGCAAUUCAAUGGCUUCUUGUCCGCUGAAAGAUAUUUUAGAUCAAAGAAUUCCAAACCCGGAAGGUAAUGUGCUAGGGGAAGUGGCUUUCGUGACAAAGAUGGCUUUUUCCUGCUUGAGUCCCAAACCGGAGCAUCGUCCAAGCAUGCAACUACUUUCUCGAGCGAUAUCGACGCAGAGCUCAAUCAUGUUAAGCGCACCAGAGGGCAUCAAAUUGGAAGAAUUAGUUGAUCCUAAUUGCUUCAAUUAUUGAGAUAUUUGGGUAUUUCUGUUGUAGCCCGGGUGGCAAGCUGUCUCCCAUACUUUGUUUAGCUUUGUCAAUUUCAUUAUCUAUACUUGCAAUGGUUCAUUAAUCGCUCAAAAACGCUUGGGAAUUUCAGCCAUUUGCAAUUUCAAUCAUGAAUAGAUGGAUUACAACUGCAACGUCCAAUCCUUAAGAAUGGGCUCAAAGAUAACGAGAUCAUGAUAUUUCUUGUAGCUCUUACAUUUACUUCUUGUUACCAUUCCUUGUCCGAUGAUGCGAACAAAAUUUGGCUUUCUUAUGUAAAAUAGUAAACCC
Eucalyptus grandis is the source of this 1788-nucleotide messenger RNA. RefSeq names its product MDIS1-interacting receptor like kinase 2. The coding region runs from base 199 to 1482 and encodes 427 amino acids. The record is from RefSeq and is a predicted model, not a curated record. Gene Ontology annotation, molecular function: protein kinase activity; ATP binding. NCBI's taxonomy places the organism in Eukaryota, Viridiplantae, Streptophyta, Magnoliopsida, Myrtales, Myrtaceae. Gene Ontology annotation, biological process: protein phosphorylation. The transcript has 2 exons.